Molecule: messenger RNA, 1168 nt
Organism: Perkinsus marinus ATCC 50983
Lineage: Eukaryota; Perkinsozoa; Perkinsida; Perkinsidae
Exons: 8
Coding region: 1-1164 (387 amino acids)
Biological process (GO): nucleobase-containing compound metabolic process
Molecular function (GO): 3'-5' exonuclease activity; nucleic acid binding
Source: RefSeq, a predicted model, not a curated record
AUGUUGCGGAUACCUCAGCUGCACCUGAGCGCUGCUAUUCGGACCACUCCGACAUCGGUAGCUUUCGUGAGCUCAGCCGAGAAGUCCAAGGAGGUUGCUCUAGCUCUGGCGAAAGAAGGGGUUAUCGGAGUCGAUUGUGAAGGAGUCAUGUUGGGCCGAUUCGGUCAGCUGUGCACUAUACAGAUCGCAACCGAGCGUGGCGAUGCGUUCAUGUUCGACGCUUGUCGUCCUGGUGUUGUACAGUCUCUGGCCCCCCUGCUUUCUGAUCCUUCCGUGCUCAAGGUCUUUCAUGAUUGUCGAGAAGACUCCAGUGCCCUAUAUCAUCAACACGGCAUAAGUUUGGACUGUGUAUUCGAUACGCAAGCUACUAUGCUGGUGGGAAAUCGAAUGGAUCAUCAGACCGGCUACUGGGAGCUCGUGCGACAAGUCCUCUUUGAUGGGGAGAAGGAAGUUUCUCAUGAAGUGCUGGGAGAUGACCCACAGUUUAAGACACAGAUGGCCGAGGACCCCGAGUUAUGGCGGCGACGACCCCUUCCUCAGCAUGUGGUCGAUUACGCUCUAUCUGGGUGCCUCCAUUUGAUACCGCUUUAUCAUGCGAUUCAAAGUAGAUAUUUGACUUCGACAGAAGCCAUGACCGAUGCCAUCGAGUACUCCGACCAUUGGGUGGCGUAUAGAUAUUUGAACCCCCAGCUCAAGUCGGCUGCUGACGUCAUCAAGCCUCCAGAGGAGGGAGUGAACCGGCAGUCUUACGGCAGAAAGCUGCAGGCUAUGCUCGCAUCCCGUACUCCAACAGGUGAGCUAUUCUGGAAGCUCAACGCCGCACCUCGAGUGGGGUUCACAACGAAUCCUCGACCUCUUCAACGAUUCCGCGACGUUGAGAUAGGAGAUAUUGUUGAUGUUUGCGUGUCGAAGGUCAGCUGGAACGGCAAGUUUCUGUAUCUUGAUCGCUAUGACCAUGACUACAACUAUUACGAUCGCAGUUUGCGUCCACGGAACGAUAAAGUUGGAACUGCUUCCCAAGAAUACGUGCAUCAGUCACCAGCUUAUUUUCAAGAGUCUUCUGACACAGACCCCCUGCUGCGAGUUUGCUUGCCCACCGAAGGCGAAUAUGACUCGGAUGGUGAGGAUGUCGACCAUGAACCACGGUGUUUCACUCGUUUCUGACCCU